This is a messenger RNA of Phytophthora sojae, 648 nucleotides long. RefSeq lists its product as hypothetical. The record is from RefSeq and is a predicted model, not a curated record. Gene Ontology annotation, cellular component: eukaryotic translation initiation factor 2B complex. The transcript has a single exon. Gene Ontology annotation, molecular function: translation initiation factor activity; guanyl-nucleotide exchange factor activity; translation initiation factor binding. Bases 25 to 486 code for a protein of 153 amino acids. NCBI's taxonomy places the organism in Eukaryota, Oomycota, Peronosporomycetes, Peronosporales, Peronosporaceae.
AAGGCUGAGGCCGACCGCGAGACCAUGAAGCAGGUGCUGGCCAGCGGCAAGAAGGGCGAGGAGCUCGCGGCCGUUGCGAAGGACAUCUUUGCCAAGAACGGACGCCCCAGCGGUGCCGUGGUGUUUGAGGCCGUGACGGAGGCCACCGAGGACGUGGCCAAGGCCAGCGCCAACUGGAUCGCCCUGCCCGCGUACGGCGAGCUGCUCAAGCUGGCCAUGGAGGACACGGACAAGAAGGAGCAGAUGCACGCGCUGUACGCGCUGCAGGUGUUCCUCAACAAGCACGACUUUCCCAAGGGUCUGAUCGAGAAGUGCUUUAUGGCGCUCUACAGCCUGGACAUCAUCGAGGAGACGGGCUUCUUCGAGUACAAGUACGACGUGGACGGCGACGUUCCUGGUCGCAUGAAGGCUAUUAUCCAGACCUCGAACUGGCUCACGUGGCUCGAGACGCCCGAGGAGGAGAGCGAGGAGGAGGACGAAGAAUAGAUUUCAUGUGCGUGUUUUUGAGAAGGGUACUUACGUUCAGGUGCGCAGGGAGGUGCUCGGCUCCUUAGCAUAGUUCGUUUUGGCUGGGCCCCCUGCUGCGUUCAUGUCAAGCUCGACAUGCAGGUCAUUAAGUUACAGCUUCGAAUGAAAAAAAUGUGCAUC